Messenger RNA from Fonsecaea erecta, 1155 nucleotides. RefSeq lists its product as hypothetical. The transcript has a single exon. The record is from RefSeq and is a predicted model, not a curated record. The coding region runs from base 1 to 1155 and encodes 384 amino acids. Gene Ontology annotation, molecular function: (3R)-hydroxyacyl-[acyl-carrier-protein] dehydratase activity. Lineage: Eukaryota; Fungi; Ascomycota; Eurotiomycetes; Chaetothyriales; Herpotrichiellaceae. Gene Ontology annotation, cellular component: mitochondrion.
AUGACUGUACUAUUUCGCCCGUGUUCUCGCUGCAUUGCCCAAGCAGCGACCGGCUAUGGUGCUCGACUCGGAACCACCUCGCGGAGCUUCUCUUCGUCAUCCAAGAGAUUGAGCUCACCACCAGCCGACCCAAAGGCGAUCGCCGAAGCGUUUCUGUCCAAGUUCUCCAAGGGCCAAACAUUUGUGCGAAGUCAGCUGCUGGACGCGAACCAGAUCCGCCUCUUCUCACUCACUCUCAAUCGACCACAUCUAUGGCCCACAAGCUCCGUAUCGUCGGUUAAGACGCUCGAGGAGGCCGAGCCUGUCCAGGGAACUCCCAUACCGCCAGCUUAUCAUCUAUGCUACUUUACACCAGCUCAACUACCUGGAAUAUUGGGACUCGAUGGCACGGAUGCGAGUUUCAACCCGGACCCCCCCUUCACGCGACGCAUGUGGGCGGGCGGAUCAUGUCAUUGGCCCGGUGCCGACCCUAAUUCACGCCACCAGGCACUCUUGGUGGUGGGUGACACCGUCACUGAGGUCACUAGGGUCUUGAGCUGCGAGCCCAAAGUCAUUAGCAAGACGGGGGAGAGCAUGCUCGUGGUGGGCGUGGAGAAGGAAUUCCGCAAUGGGAAAGAUGAGCUGUGCGUCCUGGACCGGAGGAAUUGGGUCUUUCGCAUAGCUCUCGAUCCCUCCAAAAGUGCUCCUCUAGUUCCUAAGCCGAAGGAAUUGUCGCAGGCAGACCUUGACAAGAGCGUCGAGGGAAAACUAUGGCGGGAAUAUAGCCGCGACGAAGCAAUGCUGUUCCGAUUCUCGGCAUUGACAUUCAACGCCCACAGGAUUCACUACGAUAAGCCCUGGGCAACAGAGGUGGAGGGCCACAGGAAUGUGGUUGUCCACGGUCCGAUGAAUCUGAUUGCCAUGUUGGAUCUUUGGCGAGAUGAGGCCAGUGUCUUUCGAGGUGUGGGUGAAGGGUCAAUGCAGGACGACCAGGUUGUAUAUUAUCCGCAAAAGAUCGAUUACCGGGCGACGAGCCCUGUAUACGCCAAGGAGCCCUACCGGGUAUUGAUGAACAAGGAAGCGGUGGAAAAGAAAGAGGCAGAGACAAGGGUGGUGAGUAACGACGGAACGGUGUGCAUGAAGGGGACGGUGACGGAUUGGUCUUUGAGCAAGUAG